AUGGACACGAACAGUUACUUCCGCCACCAACGCAGGAAACUGAGCAGGGAUCAAGGAGUCAAGGGUACCCUUGAAGGAACAGUCGAAGGAACAGUUGAAGGAACAGUUGAAGAAACAGUUGAAGGAACAGUUGAAGGAACAGUUGAAGAAACAGUUGAAGGAUCAGUUGAAGGAAUAGUUAAAGGAACAGAACAGUUGAAGGAUCAGUUGAAGGAUCAGUUGAAGGAACAGUUGAAGGAACAGUUGAAGGAACAGUUGAAGGAACAGUUGAAGAAACAGUUGAAGGAACAGUUGAAGGAACAGUUGAAGGAACAGUUGAAGGACCAGUUUAAGGAUCAGUUUAAGGAACAGUUGAAGAAUCAGUUGAAUGAACAGUUGAAGGAACAGUUGAAGGGACAGUUGAAGGAUCAGUUUAAGGAAUAG
Molecule: messenger RNA, 423 nt
Organism: Eurytemora carolleeae
Lineage: Eukaryota; Metazoa; Arthropoda; Copepoda; Calanoida; Temoridae
Exons: 3
Coding region: 1-423 (140 amino acids)
Source: RefSeq, a predicted model, not a curated record